Molecule: messenger RNA, 861 nt
Organism: Miscanthus lutarioriparius
Lineage: Eukaryota; Viridiplantae; Streptophyta; Magnoliopsida; Poales; Poaceae
Source: the annotation of a GenBank genome assembly
AUGCAGGCCGCCGCCGCCUCCCCAUGGACGAUGAAGACCCUGCCGAUGCUGGGGAACCACCUCCGCGACCCCACGCGCCUCGCCGGCGCCUCCUCGUCCUUCCACAGCACGCCCGCCUCCUUCGCCAAGUGGAGGAACAAAUGGGACUGCCACAAGAGCGAAAAAGGAGCACGGAAGGCAUCCAGGAAUUAUGAGAGGUAUGUGGUUCGGCAAAAACGAGCAGAAGGAAAGAAGGCCCUAAAAGAUUAUCUUCUCUAUGGAAAGCCAUCACCUCAUUUACAGGAUGGAAGCACAGGUAGCUUUGCUAACUCACAUGCAAUUCCGAGGUUCAAAACGUUUAAGAAAGGGCCUCAAACUCAUUGGUCAUCGAAGUCUCGGCAAGGUGUACACAAUCACAGAAAGAGUAAAAAGGACAAGGAAAGGUUCUGCAACUUCUUCCAUGAGGACCAUUAUGUGCACCCUGAUGACAUCUUUGAAGCCAUCUUCAGUGCACAUCAUGGUUUUACUUGGUCUCACAUAUCGUGGGAGGGUUUUCACUUCGGGGACAAAUCGUUCAGAUUUAGAUGGAGUGGUGGUGAGUCACGCAGACAGAGAAUUCCAAGUGACAGCGAAGAUGAAGAAAGCGAGGGAAAUGAGAGCAGGGAAACAACCAGCGCUGGUUCACAUGCGCACAGGGUCAUCCUUGGAUUACCACCAUGUGGUCCACUGACUCUAGAAGAUGUUAAAACUGCUUUCCGGGCAUCUGCUCUGCGGUGGCACCCUGACAGGCACCCAAGGUCAUCACAGGCCAUGACUGAGGAGAAGUUUAAGCUGUGCGUGAAUGCGUAUAAUUCACUCUUCAGUUUCCUCAAGGCUGCUUAG